Molecule: messenger RNA, 1304 nt
Organism: Brienomyrus brachyistius
Lineage: Eukaryota; Metazoa; Chordata; Actinopteri; Osteoglossiformes; Mormyridae
Product: MARVEL domain-containing protein 1-like
Exons: 1
Coding region: 282-770 (162 amino acids)
Biological process (GO): myelination
Cellular component (GO): membrane
Molecular function (GO): structural constituent of myelin sheath
Source: RefSeq, a predicted model, not a curated record
UUUGGGGGGGGGGGGGGGUGCUCUCUCUCUCCAGAUGCUGCACUUCCAAAAGAGUUGAAGGACUCAAAUUUCAAGUCUCCCCCAAUUCCUCCACCCAAUCCUGCUCCUUCUCCAGAAAAAAAGGAGAGAAAGAACAGAGGCUCUACGAAAAGGAACAGAGGGGGGUGCAGAAUAGACAACAAAACACAGAGCCUGACGGCCAUCUCCUAAUUGGCCCUUCUUCUCCUCUUCUUGCAUCUGGAGCAUCGGCGAAAGGUUGUAGCCUCCCCCUCCUGGAGAGGAUGCCCUCCGAGCAGAUGAACGGCGCAAAUUACCGGGAAUUUCUGAAGAGCUUCAUGGGAAUAGCGAGGGUCCUUCAGGUGCUCAUGGGGGCCGGGCUGUGGGCCACCAUGGCUGCCAACAAGUACGACGGUCCGGUGCACUUUGCGCUGUUGGUGGCCGUCCUCUUCUGGCUCCUCACGGUGGCGCUCUUCCUCCUCACGCUGCUGGGCAAGCAGGAUGCGGUGCCGGUGGCAGGGGGUGAGCACUGGUUGCUAAGCAACGUGGUUCACGACGCGGCAGCGGUGGCGCUCUACCUGCCCGCCAUCGGCGUCCUGGCCUACAAGACAGCGAAGAGCGCCUACUGCAACCUAGAGCACUACGGGCCGCCGUGCCCCUACCGCGCAUACCUCUCCGCCACAGCCCUCUCCGGCCUCACCGCCUGCGCCUACUUUACCUCCACCGUUUACGCUUCCUGCAGGAAAUGUCGCGGUGAGCAGACUCUGUUUUGAGGGCGGGAGGGGACAAGUCCCAAAAGACCAUGGUUUCGGGUUGGGGGGCUGGGGGGGGGGGGAUACAUGGUGUUUUGUUGAAAGCUCUGGGGAGAGGGUCGUGUUGGUGACACGCUGCUGCAUGCCUGGCCUCUGAAGAUAAACGUGUUCUUUCCAUCAGGCUGAAGCUUCGUUGCUUGUCUCGGUUGCCGUUUGCUUCAGUAAUUUAAGAAUGUUCAUGAAAGAAUGUUUCAGGCAGCAGGUCUCUGUGUUUCUGUGUGAGUCCAACGCCCUGGAAUGUAUAAGAGGUGUUUGAGCUGACUUGCAAAAAAGAGAAACACCUUCAUAAUGGGCUUCGUAGCCCAGAAAGAUCUGUGUUCUUGUUCAAAUUUUGAAGAAAACAUCACGAUGUCUGUUGGAAAAAGAGAAAGUUGAAUGGAUGAUACAGAUGGACCACUGGCAGAAGAUUGAUACUGUUUCAAGUGUAUUUUUGUCACAACAAAGUCUUUUUCUUACGAAAAAAUAUUAAUGCAAAAUAAAUCUCAGUGUCAGUAA